Molecule: messenger RNA, 3075 nt
Organism: Sinocyclocheilus grahami
Lineage: Eukaryota; Metazoa; Chordata; Actinopteri; Cypriniformes; Cyprinidae
Gene: osbpl3a
Product: oxysterol binding protein-like 3a
Exons: 22
Coding region: 319-2748 (809 amino acids)
Cellular component (GO): perinuclear endoplasmic reticulum; nuclear membrane; cytosol
Molecular function (GO): cholesterol binding
Source: RefSeq, a predicted model, not a curated record
CACAGCUCGAGGUUCAAACCUGAGCUGGAAGCCGUAAACUUAAAACCUGCGGUCUCCUCCACCUUCCGCUUCACUCUCGAAUUACAUCGGUGCGUCACGGACAUUUCGUUCGAGAUAACCUUCCCAGAAGCGAAGCUACCUAAGAUCUGACUUCGGCAGGUAGAAGAAGUGGGAUGGUAAACCCGGUGACAGUCACUUGGUCUAACAUGUAAAUGUGCUGAAAAGGCGUUUUUAUAAGUGGACCGUCAGUGACACGACAACAGAGCCGCCGCGCCACGCUGUCACUCUGAACCUGCAACUGCGUAAGUUAAUUGCAAGAUGAGUACAGAAGACCAAAUUGCACCACUGUCUCCCAAGACAUCACCCGCCACAGCAACCAUAACACCAUUUACACAACGAAAAGAGAGUAACUCCUCAUCGGAAGACAACAGACAGGACAGCUGGGAGUUGGUUGAGGACUUGCAAGGAUUGACAGGAAAUAUUCAGAAGCCUGAGAAGCAGGAAGGUUUGCUGUUGAAAAAGAGGAAGUGGCCAAUGAAAGGCUGGCAUAAGAGAUAUUUCCUGCUUGAAAGGGGCAUCCUUACAUAUGCCAAGACUGGGACUGAUCUGAAGAAGGGGAGGUUACGAGGUCGCAUUGAUGUUGGUCUCUCUGUCAUGGCCAUGAAGAAGAAGUCAAUGUGCAUCGACCUGGACACAGAGGAUAGUAUCUAUCAUCUCAAGGCAAAGACUCGGGAUCUGUUUGAGCAGUGGGUGACUCAACUACGUCAUCAUCGAACGUUCCGUCAGAACGAGAUCACCAUGGAGCCUCCCGAGCGACCGCUGCAAUCUGACCCCACCGCCAACAGACGACGUUCAUUUCUCUCCAAGCUGCCUUCAGCCCUGUUGAAGAACAGCUGGUGGCAAAACUCUCAAGACAUGGAUAAGUGCUGCAAAGAUCUGUCAGAGUGUGAGUCAGCUCUGCUGGAAUUAAAUUUGCUGCUGAAAAAUAUGGAAGUUCUUCACAGAACGUUCUCAGCACCUGCCAUUAACUUACUGCAGACUGAAAGCUCCAAAAAAGAGAAACGAGGGCACAAAAAAUGGAGAUCAAAGAAUUAUAGCAAGGAAAAUAAAAACACACAGCAGCCAAAUCCUGAUGCUUCAUCUUCCCAUCUGCACGUAUCUCACCCGAACUUGAUAUAUUCAGAGCCUGUUUCACCAGAUUCAUGCCUGGAUAGUCCAGACUCACCAACAGAAGCCUCUCGAAUGCAGGAGGAGUUCUGUCGGCUUGCUGCCACUGUUCAUUCCACUCUUCGGUCAGCGUACACUUCACUUUGCACAGAAAGAGACCGAGUCAGGAACACAUUGGAUUGUAUCAGUGAGAAGGAAGUCCUCGUUGGAUCACGCCCUCUCCGGCAGCAGGUGUCCAGUGAGAGUCGAGGGUCAAUCCCAGAAUCCCUGUCAGAGUUUUUUGACGCUAAAGAGUAUCUGCUGUCUGGGAGCUCGUCUGAGAAUGAGGCGUCCGAUGAUGAUUCGUAUGUCAGUGAUGUGAGUGACAGCACGUCAGUGGAGUUUUGCAGGAAUGAGAAUGGAGUCGCAAAGGAGAUUUCAAGUAACGGCAACAACUGUGCAGUGAAGCGGCGAGAGCGUUUGCCGAGUACUCGCAUGAACGAGAGCGUGAAUCUGUGGAGUAUUCUGCGUAGUAACAUCGGUAAAGACCUGUCGAAAGUUGCCAUGCCCGUCCAACUCAAUGAGCCCUUGAACACCCUGCAGAGACUGUGUGAGGAAGUUGAGUACUGCCACCUGCUGGACACUGCUGCAAACACACACGACCCACACAUGCGCAUGGUGUAUAUAGCAGCAUUUGCUGUAUCUGCAUAUGCGUGUUCAUUCACUAGAGCAGGAGGAAAACCGUUUAAUCCUAUAUUAGGAGAGACAUACGAGUGUCUCCGGCCAGAUAAGGGCUUUCACUUCAUUGCUGAACAGGUCAGUCACCAUCCACCUGUGUCUGCUUGUCACUGCGAGUCCAAAAACUACACAUUUUGGCAAGAUGUCCGGUGGAAGAAUAAGUUUUGGGGAAAAUCCAUGGAGAUCGUUCCCAUGGGAGUCACUCGCUUAGAGCUGCCAGGUUUUGCGGAUCGUUAUGAGUGGAGUAAAGUCACUUCAUGCAUUCAUAACAUUCUGAGCGGUCAGCGCUGGAUCGAACACUAUGGGGAAAUAUCAAUCAAACACUCUACCACGAUGGGAGACGUCAGUCUUUGCAAAGUCACUUUCCUUAAGUCAAGAUCUGGAGGUCUGAAUGCUAAUGAGGUAGAGGGUAUGGUCACUGAUUCAAAUGGGCGUGUCAUUCACUCUCUGUUUGGCAAAUGGAACGAGGCCUUAUAUCUGGGCAAACCGCCUUCAGCAACCUGCAUCUGGAGAGCAAAUCCCAUGCCUGAGGACCAUGAGCAGUACUAUGGAUUCACCCAGUUUGCAAUUGAGUUAAAUGAAUUGGAGGAGGGUUUAAAGCCACUCUUGCCCCUGACGGACACCCGUUUUAGGCCAGACCAAAGAUUACUUGAAGAGGGUGAUAUUGCUGGAGCAGAAGAACAGAAAGAAAGAACUGAAGUACUCCAAAGAGAGAGGAGGAGAGUCCUGCAAGAAAACAACAUUACACACUCGCCCCGAUUCUUCAAACGUGCUGAAGAUGACUCUUGGGUGAGCAAUGGCACUUACUGGGACCUCAGGAAGGACCCUGGAUUCAGCAAACUAGAAUUCCCUGUGCUCUGGUGACCAUCAGUGGAUUUGUGUCAUUUGACUUUUUCAUUUCUGCUUUCUCCGUUAUUCAUAUGCAAUCCUGCUGAACUCUGUGGGAUUUAAUGUACCAUGAAACACAUUUAUGCCUUACUUGUCAAACUGCCUUGUUGAUAUUUAGAUGCAAAUGCGCUGACAAAUGACUUUUGUAAGUGUCUGAAUAUUAUUAGUGUAUUUAUUUUCAACAUGCAAAGUAAAAAAAUCCUAUUACUUAAGUCAAUUAAAAAAAUCCUCAAAUUCAAUCAAUUCAGAUAAAUUACACAACAUUAAUAACGAUUUAGAAUCUUAAAGAACAUACACUUAAGU